Molecule: messenger RNA, 3152 nt
Organism: Haliotis rufescens (red abalone)
Lineage: Eukaryota; Metazoa; Mollusca; Gastropoda; Lepetellida; Haliotidae
Product: mannose-1-phosphate guanyltransferase alpha-A-like
Exons: 12
Coding region: 97-1380 (427 amino acids)
Biological process (GO): biosynthetic process
Cellular component (GO): cytoplasm
Source: RefSeq, a predicted model, not a curated record
UGCAAUAGCUCUACACGUUUCCCCGGAAGUAGCGCUUGUCGUCUGUUAGAAGCGUUGCUUACGUGUUAACGGUGGUUUUGUUGCUGUCACACAGACAUGUUGAAGGCAAUUAUCCUUAUCGGCGGGCCUAUGAAAGGUACUCGUUUCCGCCCCUUGUCUUUAGAGCUGCCCAAACCUCUGUUCCCAGUGGCUGGCUUCCCGAUGGUUUAUCACCACAUCGAGAUGUGCAGUAAGGUUCCAAACAUGAAAGAAAUCAUCCUCAUUGGGUUUUACCAGCCUAAUGAUGCACUGAGCAAGUUCAUCAUCAGCUGUCAACAAGAAUUCAAGAUACAGAUCAGGUAUCUCCAGGAGUAUACUGCUCUAGGCACUGCAGGAGGAAUCUAUCAUUUCCGGGACCAGAUUCUCACAGGCAACCCAGAGAGUUUCUUUGUGAUGAAUGCGGAUGUGUGUGGAGACUUCCCUCUGACCGAAAUGGCAGAGUUCCACAGGUCUACUCCAUCAGGCGCCUAUGGGACAAUCCUAGCUACUGAGGCAACCCGACAGCAGUCCUUGGAAUAUGGCUGUAUAGUGGAUGAUAAAUCCACACAUGAGGUACUGCAUUAUGUGGAGAAACCUGGUACAUUUGUCAGCACAACAAUCAAUUGUGGAGUGUACCUCUUCUCACCAAGUGUUUUUGAAAACCUGGAAAUUUCAUUUAAGAAGAAUCUGGAAGAAAAUUACAAUUACACAGAUUUCUGUAGUUUUGACUUCAAUACGCCGUCAAAAGAGGUGAUUCGCUUGGAACAGGACAUCUUCGCUCCCCUGGCAGGCACAGGGAAGUUGUUCAUCUUCCCCACAACCAGGUUCUGGAGUCAGAUCAAGUCCGCAGGGGCUGCCAUCUAUGCAAACCGCCACUACUUGGCCAUCUACCACAGCACACAUCCAGAGAGGUUGACAACCAAUGGAGAGGGCAAGAUAAAGGUCAUAGGAGACGUCUUCAUCCACCCUACAGCAAUGGUGCACCCUACAGCUGUGCUUGGUCCAAACGUGACAAUAGGUCGCAAUGUUACCGUAGGCGAGGGAGUGAGAGUAAGGGAGAGCAUCAUCCUAGAGGGCGCCACUCUACAGAAUCACUGUUGUAUACUGCAAAGCAUUGUGGGAUGGCACAGCACAGUGGGAGUGUGGAGUCGGGUUGAAGGAACUCCCAAUGACCCAAACCCAAACAAGCCAUUUGCCAAGCUACAAAUCCCAUCCAUGUUCACUGUUGAUGGCAAGCUGAACCCCUCUAUUACUGUAAUAGGUUCGAAUGUCCAGGUGCCGUCUGAAGUGAUUGUCCUCAACUCCAUAGUACUGCCUCAUAAAGACUUGCAAGGCUGCUACAAGAACCAGAUCAUCCUGUAGGCCUCCCACACCCUGCUCACACCCUGUCCACCAGCACAGGAGCUGUCUCUUUGGUCAUCAUGGUUUCCUCAGUGAUGGUCACAGAUGCAAAAGAUGUUUAAUUACUUCUUACUGAGAAAAAUAUGACAAUUAAGCUCCUUUCUCAGGCACUGGUUUAAGGGAUUUUAUCAUUUUGGAUGUCAAAAAGAGUGCUUUCAAGAUUGCAGUAUUCUGGUAAGCUGUAAUCAAUUCCUUUUAUUUGGGGUGUUUUGAUGAUGGGGGCUAGUGCAGGAAAAACUGGAUUAUUUAUUUUCAGAUUAGAAGUAUUUGUUUGAAUAUCUUUGAGGAUAUUCACUGGUUUUAAGACAUGAUUAUUGCUGGUCGUAUUUCAUUACACCAUGGGCAGUAACCACUGGUUGUUAUUUCAAGAAUACUGGAAUACACAACUUUCACAAGAGGAAAUGAGAGCAAUAGCGAUUCUACUAUGACUACUAUCAAAUCUUCCACCAGAAGUAUAAAUUUUAACUGUGGUCUUUCUGUGCACAAUAAUGAUUGAGAACCUCUCAAUGACAUCUUCUGUUUUCACAUGAAGCUUACUGGUUUUCAUUCUUUGAAAGCUUCUAAAUUUAAAACAGUUUAUCUCCUACUUGUUAGGAAAUAUAUGCUGUGGUACAAUGGUUAUGGAUUCAUGUAGGGUUGGUUAGUUGGAUAGCAGGAACUAGUUUGGAAAACUAGAAAAAUUGGAGAAUAUGGCUUAUAGAAAAUAUCUUCAUUGAAGAUUCAGACAUUGAUUCACUGCCAUUUGGUUUUAUGCAAUCAGAUGAAAUGUUAAUUAUUUUGUCGUAUAUUAUGUCUGCAGCAUUAGAAAUUGGCACUAGUCCUAUAGUUUAGGUAUCCUGAGGACUAGUAGAAAUUUGCGCUUUUAAGGGUUUUGCUGUAUGUUAUCAUUUUAAGGACUAAAACUGUUUGUUUCUAUCGCUGGAUGCUUUUGUAAAGUAAUAUGUUGCAUCACAUGGUUAAUAGUCCUAUUUCAAAUCCCACAAAUUUGUUUAUUUAAUGCAACUGUUUUUGUUUUCUAUGUUAUGGACAAAAUGAUGUUUGUAUGAAUGAAAUACUUUGUAAUGAGUAUUGUAUGAAAGCAUGACUGUGAGUUGUGUGUUUCUGCUGCUCAUUUCAUAUAACAUCUCAACACUAUUCCAUUCAUUUCCUUGCUGCCGUUUGCAUGUUGCAUUAGGGAUGAUUGGGUGAUUGCUUAGCAUAUUUAACACAAGCAAGUAUUAUUUGGAGAGACAUAUUCCUAUUGUACCAGUGUUUCUUUGUGUAUGUAUAUCUUUAAGCAUACUGAAUGUCUUUUUUUGAGGCUUUGAGUGCCACAAAAUUGUUUUCUGUGCAACUUUCAAAAGACAUAUAAAAAUGUUUUUAAUAUGAGUAGAGAAAGUGAAUCUCGUUUUUUUACCUCAUUUUUAUAGUAUCUCUUAUGAAUCAAUUAAUAUGAGAAGAUUUAUAUCGUUUCCAGAAAUAGAUGGUCCUGGCUGCAUCAAAGAAUUAUUAGCCAUGUCCUAUUAUGACUGUUUUGAGAUAAAAGAUAGAUUUUGCAGGAAAUGAGAGAAGAAAACAAGUACUAGAAUGCAAUACCUACUUUCUCUUCACACUGGUACUAAUAAGAUUUAGAUGCUUUAUUUAUAUUCCUCGCAUUAUUCAACACCUGUGUCAUAUUGUCUGCAUGAAUGAUGGAAUAUAUAUAUGUUCAUACAACAUUGUAAAUAGGAGGGAGAAUAAACAAUUGAAUUUUU